This is a messenger RNA of Penicillium subrubescens, 1950 nucleotides long. Its product is annotated as putative NAD+ kinase Utr1. The transcript has a single exon. Gene Ontology annotation, molecular function: NAD+ kinase activity. The coding region runs from base 1 to 1950 and encodes 649 amino acids. The record is from RefSeq and is a predicted model, not a curated record. Gene Ontology annotation, biological process: NAD+ metabolic process; NADP+ biosynthetic process. Lineage: Eukaryota; Fungi; Ascomycota; Eurotiomycetes; Eurotiales; Aspergillaceae.
AUGGCGUCGCCAGGCAGUGAAUCUCGCCGAUCUGACAUUCCCGCGACGCUACCUGCGCUUGACUCGAAAUCCUCGUCUCACGUAUCCCCGACAACUCCAGCAACGGCCAGCGCCAGGACCAGCGCGAGUGCCCCACCUCCCCCAUCUGCUUCAACCGUCGGCGCGGCCCUCCUCCGCGAUUAUGCCCUUCAUAUAGAACCUUCCCAGACACACAACGAAAUUCCUUCUCAUACCCCCGCUCCGCAAGCGCCUGGCAGUGAUAUGCUACCUGCGUCGAAGAACGGUCUUCCCCAGGAGGAGACUGCUGGCUGGUCACUACCCUCUUCGACCAUUCGUCGCUUCCGCCAAAAGUCCAUCUCCGGACCCCGAUCAUUGUCCACCGACUGCAUACCUCGGCAAACCAUCAUGAAGGCCUUGGCUUCGCGCCCAUGCCUGACUAGCAAUAACACGAAUUCCCCUUUCACAAAUCCCUGGUCCGGUCUUAUUGCCAAUGGCACGAGCGAAGCAGCGUCGUCGCCGCCAGACGACAAGGAGCGCCGGUCUAGCAAUGCCUCCUCUCAAAAGUUAUCUACAGCGCUGUCCAACUUGCAACUAACAGGUUAUUUGGAGCGGUCGCCCUCGACGGCACGCUUGAUGCUUCAGUCCCCAUGUUACUUCCACCAGCGGUUUGACGAUGCCGUUAAUAUCAAGAAGGUGCUCGAGGAGAUCGCGGAUGACGAGUGGUUGUCUCAUUCACGGCUAGUCCAGACGGCAACGGGUGUCCGCGAGGUUUCAAAACAAUUGCAAAGGCGGCCGAUCAAACGUGCCGUACGAACUAUCAUGAUCGUGACCAAAGCACGAGACAAUAGCCUGGUCCAUCUGACACGCGAGCUGACAGAGUGGUUGCUAUCAACCCCGCGGUAUGGAAGUGACCUAGGCGUCAAUGUCUACGUCGAUGCAAAGCUGCGGAAUUCCAAGCGGUUCGACGCCGCGGGUCUACUCCAAAAAGAACCGCGAUUCGCACAGAUGCUCCAUUUCUGGACCCCAGAUCUUUGCUGGACCUCGCCGGAGAAAUUCGAUUUGGUAUUGACGCUGGGUGGUGAUGGCACUGUCCUCUUUACUUCCUGGCUCUUCCAGCGUGUGGUACCCCCGGUGCUCUGCUUCUCACUUGGCAGCUUGGGCUUCUUGACGAAUUUCGAAUUCAACGAAUACAAAUCGCAUCUUAAUGGUGUUAUGGGCGAUGUUGGAAUGCGCGUCAAUUUGCGAAUGCGCUUCACAUGUACCGUGUUCCGGAAAGACCGGAGUAAAGGUGCGGAGGCUGGUGCGGUAGAGGAGGGAGAGCAGUUUGAGGUUCUGAAUGAGGUGGUCAUUGAUAGAGGCCCUUCUCCCUAUGUGUCGAAUCUAGAACUCUACGCCGACAACGAGUUGCUGACCGUCGUCCAAGCGGACGGUUGCAUCUUCUCCACCCCAACCGGCUCGACUGCAUAUUCUUUGUCCGCUGGCGGCUCUCUCAUGCACCCAUCGAUUCCCGGCAUCCUUCUCACACCCAUCUGUCCCCAUACCCUCUCAUUCCGUCCCAUGGUCCUCUCAGACUCUCAUCUCCUCCGCAUCGCUGUCCCCAAUACCUCGCGGUCAACCGCUUACUGCUCGUUCGAUGGUAAGGGGCGUGUCGAGCUUCGACAAGGUGACUACGUCACCGUCGAAGCUAGUCAGUACCCAUUCCCCACCGUUGUCUCUGACAGCGGCGAGUGGUUUACCAGCGUUCAGCGUGCUCUACGCUGGAACACCCGGGGUGCCGUUCAAAAGAGCUGGGAUGGUGGCGAUGGCGAGGCCGGCGGUGCCGAAGAUGACUGGGACAUCGAUACCGAUGCUGGAUUCACCGGUACAGACAGUGGUCUCGGUCCCAGUGAAGAUGGAGACUCCCUGUCGCCAAAUCCCAUGCGGCGCCAAAUGAGCUUGUUGAACAUGUGA